AGAUGGAUAAAUAAACCAACAAAAAAAACGUGUUUGGAAAUACUUGAGUCCCUCUUCAAAAUGAGUUCUCGGAGAAAACGGGCAACGAAAACGAGAAGCGCGAGGGUGCCAAGCGAAACAAGACGUCGCAUAGCACGUCAGUCGGUUCCGCGUCGCUGUAGUGGAUGUGCGGGUCAGUGUAGUGCCAGACAGUGCCUCGCGUGUAGAGCAUUUCGACGGACGGGCGUUUGAAUAGUGUGCUUGCCGAUUUUCUUCGUUAUUUUUUUUUUUUUUAUAUUUUUAUUUUUGUUUUUGAUUCGUAUGUCUGCGAUGCUCAGAUUCCCGUGGAAGCGCACUUCUCUGUGAAACCCAGCGACCUGCAACGAACUUAUACAAUGUCAAGAAGCAAAGGAUGAGAAGGGAGUCGCAAUAACACAGAAUACACUAUGAGACUAAGGGUCAGACUCAAAUCGCUGGCAUUUCUGGGCCUCGCCAGCUUGUGUGGUGUAAUCUACACCUUUACCGGGAGUCACGUGGGUAGUUGGAUAUGGGAAAGUGAGAAACCCAGGAGAGUAGCGAGGUUAUCAGCUGAGGACCUCCAUAACCUGCGCGGUUACCCCUGGCAGGCACCAGCACCAGCGACAGUCGGCAGCAGCACUUCGAAACUGUCUCUGAACGACACCUUAGCCCACCUUCCGAAGGGCAAAACCAACCCUCCUUGUGAUAGAACGUGCCAGUUCAGACGCCUAAGGGAACAGACGUUGGUGGCAGACUCGCAGAUACACAGCAAAUACUUACUUAAAAAUAAUAAUGUUUCGAAAGCAAGAGUGACGCCUCAUAUGGUGGGACUCGCCAGAGUUCGCGAGUCGCUGAAGGACUGUGACAGAGCGUGUCGUAUUGCCAAGCUGAAAAGCACGAGGUUAAUGAGAGGUGGUUAUUCAUCGAGGGUUAGGGUAGAGAAUGUAACCUUACCUAAUUCGUGGACAGUGACAAGGGAACUUGUAGACCGCCUGUCUGCCCGGCGAACCCAUGUUAAAGAGGUAUGUAAAAAAUAUGGAUUGGAUAGACCAUCAGAAAAUUACCAGCCAAACGCAUGGGAAUUCCUUGUUAACGAAGAAUAUGGGCUGGUUUGGUGCAAUGUUUUCAAGGCUGCUUCGUCCACGUGGUUCUACAACUUCAAUCUCCUGGCUGGAUUCUCAGAGUCCGAACUCCUUCACGCAAAAGAUACUCCAAUUCAGCUGGCAAGGAAGAAAUACCCAAGACCAACAGUGGAUGAGUUACAUAAAGCCAUGAAUACCACCCCACAACCACUGUCAUUUAUGAUAGUGCGGCAUCCUCUGCAACGACUUGUUUCUGGUUACAGAGACAAGAUCCUUUCAGGAAGUCGCUUCUACAGCAAACUCGCACGUACCAUAAUCAAGCAGUAUCCUGAGCUGGGUCCAGGCGAGACACGAGAACGACCCAAAUCCUGGGGUGUCUUUGGGAAAACUGUGCCACGUGCCAUUGUCCCUUCCUUUCCGCAGUUUGUACAGUUCCUGCUAGAUGAAGCAGCCAGGGGCCAAAAACUUGACGAGCACUGGACUCCCAUGAGCCAGUUUUGCACACCUUGUCUUGUUAAUUUUGAUGUAUUUGCUAAGGUAGAGACUUUAGAAGAGGAUGGAAAUUACAUUAUAUUUUCUGCAGGUAUAGAGGAUGUGAUAAAACCAAAACGAAUCAACCGCUCAAGGAAUGAGCCAACUGAUGCUGUUGCAGACAAAUUUUUAUGCCAGCUUUCGCAACGACAGAUGAAAGGUCUUCUUCAGUUAUAUAAGUAUGAUUUAGAACUAUUUCAAUAUGAUGCAUCAAAGUAUGUGAACUGUACCGUGACUUAAGAAAACAAGUCUGAAUAAGCGUGUAUGUCUAUAAUAAUUUUGGGU
Molecule: messenger RNA, 1895 nt
Organism: Penaeus monodon (black tiger shrimp)
Lineage: Eukaryota; Metazoa; Arthropoda; Malacostraca; Decapoda; Penaeidae
Product: carbohydrate sulfotransferase 11-like
Exons: 9
Coding region: 426-1850 (474 amino acids)
Biological process (GO): carbohydrate biosynthetic process
Cellular component (GO): membrane
Molecular function (GO): sulfotransferase activity
Source: RefSeq, a predicted model, not a curated record